GGUCAAUAAUAGUAUACAGUACUCUAAACCCGUGACAGCGAAAAGGAAAGAGAUCGAUGACACUCUCUCCCGCCGGUAGCGCUGGGCUAAUCAUUUACCGAACACUACAUCUGUAGCGAUGGCCACAGCACUCUCUCGCUUACACACAGCUGGUCCGUGCGUCACCCCCCCACCCGAUCACUCCAGAUCCGCUCCCAGAUUCACACAUUUAAGCUACGGGAUCGUCACCGUUCUCUCUCUCCUCCCCUCACCACCCCUUCCUUAUCUGGCCAGUCGCUGUCCAUGAACAUCUGGGUCGCUGCAGGCGACGGUGACCUCACCGCUGUCUCCGUGCCCAUAUCCCCGAACGCACCCGACCCCUUCACCUACACUCCCAUGCAUGCCGCUGCCUCAUACGGACACCUCCACGUCCUCGACUUUCUCCUCUCUCACGGUGGCGAUGUCAACGUCACUGACGACGACGGCGACACGCCCCUCUACACCGUCGAGAACGUAGAGACUGCCCGAUGGCUCGUCCAACACGGCGCCAUCGUCGAUCGCACAAAUACCGAGGGCCUCUCCCCGAUAGAUCAUCUCCACGAUGACUUUCCACAAGUAGCCGCCUACCUCCGUUCUCUAUCACCGCACCCUCCCUCCCCCCCACAUCCCACCCACCACCAGCUGCCCUCCCAGCACCACCAAAACAUCGCCUCAGAAGUCCUCACCACCUCCCUCAUGCAGUCUGUCCAGCAUAUCAUCCAGCGCGCAGACGCUGAAGCACGCAAUCCAGAUGACGACCUGCGACAAGCCGUCAGCCGCACCGUCUUCGAGGGCGUCUUGGCUGGCUACGAAAUGACCACUCCACAGCAAGACGCGCGCGAUGACCCUGAUCAAACAGAUGGCCCCAAUGCCGUGAAUGGCGUCAAGAGGCCAAAAACAGAUGGUUGAUCUUAGUCGAUGGCCAUCACCACCCAGUCCCAGGGCGUGUGCUUUCCUGCAUUGUUUUGAUCGCCCACUCGUCCAGAUACUAAAAAGAGAGGCAAAAGUCUUACACAGGCGUCCGCUAAAGUCGGCUCGCAAUCUUAGCGUCAACCUUCCUUAGCGUCCUCGCUUACUCCAUCUUUUAAAAUUCGAUGACAUUUUUCUCGUGAUCACGAUCAACAUUUUUUUUAUUUUUAUAACU
Messenger RNA from Serpula lacrymans var. lacrymans S7.9, 1162 nucleotides. RefSeq lists its product as uncharacterized. The coding region runs from base 283 to 927 and encodes 214 amino acids. The record is from RefSeq and is a predicted model, not a curated record. Gene Ontology annotation, molecular function: protein binding. NCBI's taxonomy places the organism in Eukaryota, Fungi, Basidiomycota, Agaricomycetes, Boletales, Serpulaceae. The transcript is spliced from 5 exons.